UUGACUUUAAGACCCCACUGAAGACUGAAUGAGCUCAAAUAUUCACAGUGCAAGAUUGUUGAACAUGAAACUAAAUAAUAAAAAGUCAUCUUGUUGUUGUGUUCUUCUUUCAGUGAUUCACACGCUGCAGUAUUUCACCACUGCGUCCUCUCAAGUUCCAAACUUCCCAGAGGUUGUGAUUGUUGGUUAUGUUGAUGGAGUUGAGAUUAGUUACUAUGACAGCAACAUCAGGAAAGCAGAAUCCAAACAGGACUGGAUGAACAAAAUCACAGCAGAGGAUCCAAAAUACUGGCAGAGACAAACAGAUAUCAAUGUUCAUAAUGAGUUUAAUGCCAAACACAACCUUGAAGUUCUUAAGAAGCGUUUCAACCAAACUGGAGGUGUUCACAUUUUCCAGAGGAUGUCAGGAUGUGAAUGGAAUGAUGAGACUGAUGAGGUUAAAGGUUGGCGUCAGGAAGGUUAUGAUGGAGAAGAUUUCAUAUCGUUGGACAUGAAGACAUGGACAUAUACUGCAGCAAAACCACAAGCUUUCCCCUCCAAACUCAAGUUGGACCAGAACAUAUUUCUACUAGACGACCUUAAGUAUUAUUACACUGAGGAAUGUCCUUCUUACUUGAAGAAGUAUGUGAAGAAUGGGAAGAAGGUCCUAAUG
Messenger RNA from Nerophis lumbriciformis (worm pipefish), 652 nucleotides. Lineage: Eukaryota; Metazoa; Chordata; Actinopteri; Syngnathiformes; Syngnathidae. The record is from RefSeq and is a predicted model, not a curated record.